Messenger RNA from Oryctolagus cuniculus (rabbit), 2399 nucleotides. The record is from RefSeq and is a predicted model, not a curated record. NCBI's taxonomy places the organism in Eukaryota, Metazoa, Chordata, Mammalia, Lagomorpha, Leporidae.
ACCAUGUCAUUUGUGUCAAGGUUUUCUCUGGGUGGUAGUUAUAAUGUGGAAAGUGCUUGUUCUGUCCUACUACUAAUUUUUUUCCAGAGAUAUAUGCACAAUAACUAAGCAGGAUUUUUUUUUGCAAAUAAAAUGAUCCAGGGGCGAGUGUUUGUCAAAGUGGUUAAGAUGCUACUCAGGACACCUGCAUCUCAGAUUGCAGUGCCUGAGUUCAAGUCCCCGCGCUGCUCCAAAUUCCAGCUUCCUGCUAAAGCAGACCCAAGGAGGCAGCAGGUGGUGGCGUGAGUGGUUGGGUCCCUGCCAUCCAUGUGGGAGACCUGGACUGAGUUCCCAGCUCCUGCCUUUGGCCUGAUCUGGCUCUGGUUAUUAUGGUCAUGUGGGAAGUGAACUAGCUGAUGAGAACUUCUGUCUGUCUGUCUUUGUUUUUCCCUGCCACUCAAGUAAAUGAAUUUAAGAAGAAGAAGAAGGAGAAGGAGAAGGAGAAGGAGAAGGAGAAGGAGAAGGAGAAGGAGAAGGAGAAGGAGAAGGAGAAGAGGAGGAGGAGGAGGAGGAGGAGGAAGAAGGGGAAGAAGAAGGGGAAGAAGAAGGGGAAGGGGAAGGGGAGGAAGAAGAAGAAGAAGAAGAGGAGGAGGAGGAGGAGGAGGAAGAAGGGGAAGAAGAAGGGGAAGGGGAAGGGGAAGAAGAAGAAGAAGAAGAUUAUCCAGAUGGUUGGUGAAGAACAGAGUCUAUAUUGCUUCAUGGACACGACCAUCAUACCUACCGAGUGAGACAAGCUGGGUUACUGCUAUUGCUACUGAAAAAGAGUACAACUGAGUAUUAAAGAAAAAGUUUAGUUGGGAUGUUGAGCACAAAGUGACAAGGAGCAUAAUUUCUCUUCCUGGAGGACAGUGAAAGGAGUCGACACAGCCGAAGCCUGGGAGACCAUGGUGACAAGACAGCGCUCGCUUGCCUGCUCCUGGCCUGGAGUGGUUCUCCGGACUAAGUAGGGGGGAGAGGUAAUUGGAGAAGCAGUGACAGCAAGGAUAUUGGUGGGUCCUGAGUAACAGGAACAGGCCAGAGAUGUGAUUUUUUUUUUUAAGCAAUGUAAAUUUGGGGGCUUGGGAGGAAAGCACAACCCAUGGUCCUUUCCCAGGUGAGACCCAUAGAGACAGCUAGCAGCCGGGAAGUGACUCUAGAUAGAGCCGUGGACAGUCUCUAGGCUCCGAGCCCCAGCAUGGUGUGGGAACAACAGGAUACUUCUUUGGCAUCUAGGAAUAGGAGGAACGUCAUGGGGAAAGCCGCAGUCACGGGGUUUGCAAUCUUCCCUAGAAUGUUCCCAAAUUCUCCACGUGUGUCCAUGUGACCCAGGAGGCUGCAGGCAGUUGUCUUGAUCAGCUCACAGUGCCGGGGGCUUACAGCACCAGACACUUCCUUCCCACGGCUCUGAAGGCUGAAGGCCAUGGUCAGGUGUUGGUGAGGGCCUUCAUGAAUGUCUCGAUGCAGCCUCACCCAGAGCAAAGAGGGCAGCCCCCUGGAAUCCCUUUAAAGGGCGCUAGUACCACUGGCGAGGGGUCCAGUCUGACGCGUGAAGUUCAGAAGGGACCCGGACAUCCAGGAUGGACACAGUGUAGACAAGGAUGUCCCCCCUCCCCACCAGGGCUGGACGACCGGCACCCUCAUCAACACACUCGCGGUCCACAGGCACUUCCCUGACCUGGGUCUACAUUCUGAGGAGUGCUUUCCUCACUGGGACUCUGAAGUUUCACAAGGGGGGGCGGGGGUCCGGGUGAAAACAGCAGCCCGACGGUCGUGAUACAAGCUAGAGAGAGGCCUCAUGAAACAGAGAUAGGCGGACUGACCUCCGUAGCCAUCUUAGAGACUCUGCAUCUUAUGUUGUUUUUUUUUUGUUUUGUUUUGUUUUGUUUUUUAAGAUUUAUUUAUUUGAAAGGAAGAGUUACAGAGAGGCAGAGGCAGAGAAUCAGAGAUCUUCCAUCCUCUGGUUCACUCUCCAAAUGGCCACAAAGGAGCUGGGCCGAUCCGAAGCCAGAAGCCAGGGGGCUUCAUUCGGGUCUCCCAUGUGGGUCCAGAGGCCAAAACACUUGGGCUAUCCUCCACUGCUUUCCCAGGUGCAUUAGCAGGGAGCUGGAUCGGAAGUGGAGCAGCUGGGACUCGAACUGGCGCCCAUGUGGAAUAGCAGCACUACAGGUGGCAGCUUUACCGACUACACCACAGCAGCAGCCCUGACUGCGCCUUUGAAUGAACAGAGUGAAGAAUCCCAGGAGACUUGGCACUGCAGUCUUGGGGUGGGGACUAGGACCUGGGCCAUCAGGGGCGAGCUGAGCCCGCUGUCCACCUGCAGGACUGGGAGGCCUUUGGGCUGCUUGUGGCUGACUGAAGGUAAGAGGCCCUCACCUUGACAA